GAUUGCAACAGGAAGCCUACAGUGUAAGAAGAAAGAGAGAUGGAACAAUAUGACAAGAAGACUGAGAUGAUUGGAUUUGUUUCUGUUGGUAGCGAUUCUCCUCUUCGACGGUGCUCACGCGGUUAAAGGCGAGUGUAUACGAAUCCGAUGAUUUAUCCGAAUCUGUUGCACAAAGCUUUUUGGACGGCAACCUUGAUCAUGACAGCUUUGUAAAGCAGUUUAGAGAACUUCGAAAAGUGUAUCAUUUACGAGCAAGCAAACUCGAAAAGGCACAAACAAACAGUGUGUUCACAUAAAAAAAUUUCGAAUCAUUCUUUUUUUGUGUUUUCGCGCUCUAAUCAAAAAAGGAAACAGCCAUGAUUGGAAUCCGUGGUGUUUCGAUGAACCAUGUUGUGAACCUAGUUUGCGCCAGCUGACUUGGGCUUUUGUCUCUUUUUGUCCUUUUGAACUAUGCGUCUCAUUUUCGCCGAGACGGGGCACGAACUGUUCAUUCACGACACCGAUGUAGCGAGCGUGGACGCUUUAAGGUCAUAUAUUCAAGCCAUCAAACACAUACCACCUCAUCACCAAAUACUUGUCGAUGCGGAUGGCGUCCAGUUGAAAGUCUUGGCCGAACUCGUCAUUGUAUUCGAUCGCGGCCUUUUGGAAGUGCCUCAAGAAAAAAUCCGCAAUGUCGUCGCUCAACGUCAGCCGAUACCCGAAUACCAAGACAUAAACCAAGCUAUCACCAAAGGAACCGAUAUUGUCAACGAAGUUCGGUGUCAACUGUUGGCCAUGACAGCCGCGAUCAAUAACCUGAAAAAACACCUAGAAAUGGGCGAUCAUACCAUGGAACGCGUGAACAAAGUUUAUCAGACAACGUCGGAGCGAUAUUUGACAGCUGUCGAGCGAAUCGAGAGUCAACGCGUGUUCUGGGAUAGAAUCCAGUUGCAAUCGUCGGCGACGUUGGAAAAGAUCCAAACCUUGUCGAAUCAAGUGACUUUGGAGACGCUAGUCAGCCAAAAAAGGACGCUGGAUGACACUUACCAACAGAUCACGCAGGAACUGGACCAUGAAAAAGAACGCAUGCAGCAUAUCCACCGAGAAGCUUCCAUUCUGCUCCAUCAACCUGCCAAGGCAUCGUCCUACAUAAAAUCGUUGGAAGGGCUCUUGCAUAACCUCAAAACCAUUGCCAGCAAAAACAGCAACUUUUCUGUAGAUACCCUCGGAAUGAUUCUCGAGAGCUCGGCACUCGAAUUUUCCAAACAAAACUUCUUUGCCGACGAAGAGAAUGUGACACGAUGCAUCAAUCUUCAUUUCCAAAAGAUGAUGGAAGCGAAGCGCCGAUCCACUGUCGACCUUGUUAUGUGUACCCGGAUCAUCAGCAGCUUGCAGGAAAACAUCAACGUCCAGUUAUCACAAUUGACGGCUUCUGGACAACGGUUAAAGCGAUUCAACCGAGAUAUUCACGCCAUUGUGGGCCUCGCGACAAGACAGAAACACCCCUCCGAACCUUUCCUAUACUACGAUGGAUUGUAUCGCAAAGACAGUAUCAGUUCCGAGGCGUCCUCGCCUCAAAAUGAACCAGCUACACCCAAGGAGAAAAAACGAGAAAACGACAGCCUCCCAAAUGUCAAUGAUGAUGAACAAGAGACGAAUACACGUCAAUUCAUCGAGACCAUCCAGCCAUUCAGUAAGCUGUCCAUGUCACCCCCAUCGCAGGAACAUCUCACGAUUGGCGUCGAUCCGCCCACCCCGGAACCCAACCUGAGAAUGGCCCCUUCAGUGGGCAAGCGACAUGAUAACAACUCAUACGACCAUCUCAAGCGCCAAAUUGAAGCGCUGCAAACGCAGCUAAAGACAGAGAGAAAAGAGCAUGAAAGCCAAAAACGGCAGCUGACGGAAUCCCAACGUCGGUUGACAGAGCUUCAACGCGAUUACACAGAGGCUCAGGAAAUGGCUUACGAUUUACUAUCAUUAAUAUGCGAUGAAGAUUCAAGUAAAAACAACGUUCAUCGCGAUAUACCAACUGCGGAGAUCCUGAAGCUAUGUCACCAAAAAAUACUUCAAAUGGAUACAUCUCGAUCUCAGGAAGAGCGGCAGUUACUAUCGGAUAUCCCAUUCAUGCACCCCUUUUAGCGCGCGUCCAUCAAACCAGAGGAAAAAAAAAGCAGGAACAGGCCCCAAAACAAAACGACA
Messenger RNA from Radiomyces spectabilis, 2178 nucleotides. RefSeq lists its product as uncharacterized. NCBI's taxonomy places the organism in Eukaryota, Fungi, Mucoromycota, Mucoromycetes, Mucorales, Radiomycetaceae. Bases 451 to 2118 code for a protein of 555 amino acids. The record is from RefSeq and is a predicted model, not a curated record. The transcript is spliced from 6 exons.